AUGGCCAGCCACGAAGCUCGUAUACAUCCCCAAGACGAGGCCGCACCCCGGUCCUCAAGGCCCUCUGGACGCAGGGGCGGUCGCGGCGGCAGGCCCGAAGGCCGGGAGGUGCAGCUGUCCAAAGCGCUCUCCAGGCUGCUACGACACCAAGCUGAGAAUGCGGGCAUCAAGCUCGACGAAGAGGGCUUCGCGCCUCUAGACCGCUUGUCUUGGGGCCCUAUCAAAUCCCUCUCCCCAAGCCUGCAGGAAGUCAAGGACGUUGUGGAAACCAACGCCAAGAAACGCUUCACUCUAAGACCUGCUGACCCUUUGGCGCCUGAACCCCCUUCUGCGGCGGGAUACCUUAUCCGCGCCAACCAGGGGCACUCCCUCAAGGUCGAUGAGGCGGCUUUGUUCGAGCCGAUUCUGCUGGGGGCCGCGGACUUGCCGGGCAAGGUGGUCCACGGGACGUACUUUGCGUUCUGGAAGGCAAUUCUCGAGUCGGGCGGGCUGAAGCCCAUGAGCAGAGGGCACAUUCACUGUUCGGACAGGACGCCGGAGGAAGGGGCUGUGAGCGGGAUGAGGAGAGAUGCGGAGCUGUUGGUCGAGAUUGAUAUUGAGGCGAGUCUCAAGGACGGCGUGACCUGGUGGAGGAGCGACAAUGGGGUGAUUUUGACGGACGGCGGGGAGGGAGGGGUCCUGGAGACCAAGUAUUUCAAGAUGGUGACGAGCAGGACUACUGAUUUGGGCGUCUUGUGGGAGGACGGCGUCAAGAUUGCCGAUUUACCUGCGGAUUUGAAGUUUAGAGCACCAGGGGGGAAGAGACCAGGGGGGAGGAGAGGAGGGGGAGAAGGUGGCGGCGGGAGACAUAGGAGGUCAUGA
Messenger RNA from Metarhizium robertsii ARSEF 23, 861 nucleotides. RefSeq names its product RNA 2'-phosphotransferase. The transcript is spliced from 2 exons. Gene Ontology annotation, molecular function: tRNA 2'-phosphotransferase activity. Gene Ontology annotation, biological process: tRNA splicing, via endonucleolytic cleavage and ligation. The record is from RefSeq and is a predicted model, not a curated record. NCBI's taxonomy places the organism in Eukaryota, Fungi, Ascomycota, Sordariomycetes, Hypocreales, Clavicipitaceae. Bases 1 to 861 code for a protein of 286 amino acids.